This is a messenger RNA of Pistacia vera, 3339 nucleotides long. RefSeq names its product pentatricopeptide repeat-containing protein At5g01110-like. Gene Ontology annotation, molecular function: protein binding. The transcript has 3 exons. The coding region runs from base 98 to 2743 and encodes 881 amino acids. The record is from RefSeq and is a predicted model, not a curated record. Lineage: Eukaryota; Viridiplantae; Streptophyta; Magnoliopsida; Sapindales; Anacardiaceae.
UGCUCCGCAGCUGAUACACUGCCCCGCCGAACUGAACAAAACCUUUCUAAAACCCUUCGCCGGAAAUUCGUCUCCGACAUUUCUCCGGAAACUUCGGAUGUCAUCUAACGUGCACCGGGUGCGCAAUACUAUCAAGGUACAGUUUUCAUCUCCUCUUCUCUCUUCAUCAAAACCGCAUACCUCAAGCUUUUCACGAACCCUAAAAAACUCUUCUUCAUAUGCUUCUUCAAACAGUGACAGCUUUGAUUAUCUAAAUCAGUUUUUACCUUUCUGUAAUCCCAAGUCAAAUUCUUUGACAUUUAUAAAUUCAAAUGAGCGGCGGAAAAUCGUUUUGGGGUUGUCAAAACUUAUCAAAAAUCAAAAAGGAUAUAUCUUGAGAGGAUUUUCACAAAAAUUUUGCCCAUGUUUACUAGUUAAGAUAAUGAAACUAUUAGAAACUCAAGAGACGGCAUUUGCAUUCUUCAAAGUUGCAUUUCGCGAUGAUUCCGAGUCUAUAAUUCGGUCUUGUUGUGUUGCUGCGCAUAUUUUAGCGGCAGAGAGUCUCCGCUUUCUUGCACAAGAUAUAGUUACGUGGGUUAUAAGUAGAAUUGGAGUACGUAGGAGUAAAGAUUUUGUAGAGAUUAUGUGGGGGGGUCACCAUCAAUACGAAUCAGAUUUCUCUGUACUUGAUACGCUAAUGCGUGGCUUUUUGCGUGUGGAAAUGGCUACGGAGGCAAUGGAGAUUUUGUGUCGAAUGAGGGAAGAGGGAGUCAGGCCGAGCUUGUCUGCAAUUAGUACACUUUUCAACUUGUUGCUUAGAAUUGGUGAUUAUGGUAGUGUGUGGAAAUUGUUUAGGGAUAUGCUUGGUAAAGGGCCUAGGCCUUCUAAUUAUACUUUCAAUGUAAUGGUACUUGGAUUUUGUAGAAAAGGGUAUGUUAGCAUUGGUGAGAGUUUGUUUCAUGUGAUGCAAAAGUAUAUGUGUGUACCAGACACAUAUGUCUAUAACAUUCUGAUCAAUGCUUAUUGCAUUAGGGGGCAGAGUUCAGAUGGUCUAUAUUGGAUGCAUUUGAUGGUUGAAAGGGGCUGCAAACCAAACAUUGUUACAUUCAAUACACUUAUUGAUGCCUUGUGCAAAGAGGGAAACACGGGGCAAGCAAGGAAGAUUUUUGAUGGGAUUCAAGAUGCUUGUCUUUCUCCAAAUGUGGUAAUAUAUAAUACCCUGAUUAACGGUUAUGUUAAAGCAAGGGACAUUGGUCAGGCUAUCAUGCUUUAUGAAGAAAUGAAGAGCAGAGGUAUAGCUCCUGAUAGUGUAACUUUUAAUAUUUUGUUUUUCGGGCAUUAUAAAUAUGGUAGGGAAGAAGAUGGGGACGGGUUGUUAAGGGAUUUGUCAGUGUCGGGGUUGCUUCCAGAUUGCUCAUUGUAUGAUAUUACAGUUGCAGGACUAUGUUGGGCUGGUCAUUUGGAUGAGGCUCUGGAAUUUUUUGAGGAUAUGCUUGAGAAAGGAAUACCUCCAAGUGUUGUUGCCUUCAACUCUAUUAUUGCCGCUUAUAGCAGGGAAGGUUUAGAAGAAAAUGCUUAUGAAGUAUAUAAAACUAUGGAUAAGUUUGGUCUGACUCCUUCUUCAUCCACGUGCAGUUCUCUGCUCAUUGGUUUGUGCAAGAAGAGGAGACUGCAAGAAGCCUGGGAGCUUUUGUGUAUGAUGAUAAAGAAGGGUUUUCCCGUCAAUAAAGUGGCUUUCACCAUGCUUUUGGAUGGGUACUUUAGGAUGGGGGAUCUAGUGGGAGCUCAAAAUAUGUGGAAUGAGAUGGAUAGGAGGAAAAUGUUUCCUGAUGCCGUUGCCUUCUCAGCCUACAUUAAUGGACUGUCAAAGGCAGGCCUGGUGGAGGAUGCAUAUAAUGUGUUUUUAGAAAUGUUAACGAUAGGGUUUGUUCCAAAUAACUUUACAUACAACUCUUUAAUUUCUGGGUUUUGUAGCCAUGGGAAGUUGCAUGAAGCAUUGAAAUUGGAGAAAGAGAUGAGGCAAAACGGUCUGCUUCCAGAUAUCUUUACUGCGAAUAUAAUCAUUAAUGGCUUUUGCAAACAAGGCAGAAUGAAAUCUGCAAUUGAUGCAUUUAUGGACAUGUAUCGGACUGGGUUAGUCCCUGAUAUAACCACAUACAACACUUUGAUUGGUGGGUACUGUAAAGCAUUAGACAUGGUUAAUGCAGAUGAGUUUGUGAGUAAAAUGUAUGCCAAUGGUUGGUAUCCUGAUAUUACGACCUAUAACAUACGGAUCCAUGGUUUCUGCAAUAUUCGAAAAAUGAAUCGAGCUGUGAUUAUGCUGGAUGAGCUUAUUACAGCCGGUAUUGUUCCGAAUACAGUCACAUAUAACACUAUGAUGAAUGGUGUUUGUAAUGACAUACUGGAUCGAGCUAUGAUAGUAGCUGCAAAAUUGCUUAAGAUGGCCUUUGUUCCAAAUGUCAUUACUACUAAUACGUUGCUGUCCCACUUUUGCAAGCAGGGCAUGCCAGAGAAGACUUUGUUGUGGAGUCAGAAGCUACGUGAGAUUUCCUUCGAUUUUGAUGAGACUUCCUAUAUAAUAAUGAACAGAGCCUACAAUAACAUCAAAGGAAAUACUGAAUUUGCUAAAGAAACAUCUGGAAAGAGCCUCUUUUUGGACUUCCUCAUGUACAUUACAUAUGAUUAUUUAUGUAGAAACAGACCUCAUGGGAAAACCAGUCAGAGUCCUUUUAAACUCAUUGAAUGUGGUUCAAGUGAAUCCUGAAAGUUGACUCAUAGUUCUUUUUUUAGCAUCUUCCAUUCUCUGUGCCUCCCUGGAUCACUUGUGUAAUCAUGAAUUGGCAUAUGGCAGUCUCAGGACUACCAUGGCAUUCUGUGCACGUACUCUUCUGCAUAAUGGUGGUACAAACAGCAGCUCUGGUGAGAAGAGGUGAAUUUUUUCAUUUGAGAUGGUUUUACGAGAGAUUGGUGAUUUUAUUGAAAGACAAGAUUGUAAUUGAAAGUACUGCAAGAGCAAGGAAAUCGAAAGAUUUGGGGUAGAGCUAUCAGAGUAGCUGUAAUCCAUUGGGAAAAGUUGUCUGACGGCUCUUCUGGUGUGUUAGUACUUACAGGUGACUUAAUCAUGUUUUAUGGAGGGAGUUCCAUGAUAUACUAUGACAGAGUAGAUAAGUAACAGUUGGUGUUGCAAGUGGAAGAAGGUAUAUCUGCCCUGCGAUGGCAAACAAUUAUUGAAGUUUGCAGUGACAAUUCAUGUAGUGGCUACACUCUGCAUAUAGGCGGCUUUCCAAAGCAAUCAUAAUCAUGGGUAUAUCAAAAUAUCAGCAUUUGCCUGUUGCAACCAGUAGCAGACUAUGAGGAACU